CAUUCCAUUGCGAUUCUGCUGCUCACCUGUCAAUCGUCACUUUUUCCGCAGCGGGGUGGCUGGGCGUUGCUCGCCAAGCGAGGAUGGGAAAGGACGGGAAUGAGAAGGAAACGGACAGGCCUGGCCGGACCCCCGGAGAGAACGAGGGGCAGCUCCAGCCUCCAGCCUCCAGCUAGCACCAAAGGCCCGUCGGACGGCGGUGGGCAGACACAGAGCAGAGCACCUAAAAAGUAA
Messenger RNA from Colletotrichum tamarilloi, 234 nucleotides. RefSeq lists its product as uncharacterized. NCBI's taxonomy places the organism in Eukaryota, Fungi, Ascomycota, Sordariomycetes, Glomerellales, Glomerellaceae. The transcript has a single exon. The record is from RefSeq and is a predicted model, not a curated record. The annotation marks the transcript as partial.